Messenger RNA from Dromiciops gliroides (monito del monte), 2142 nucleotides. RefSeq names its product phosducin like (gene PDCL). The coding region runs from base 1020 to 1949 and encodes 309 amino acids. Lineage: Eukaryota; Metazoa; Chordata; Mammalia; Microbiotheria; Microbiotheriidae. The record is from RefSeq and is a predicted model, not a curated record. The transcript has 4 exons. Gene Ontology annotation, biological process: regulation of G protein-coupled receptor signaling pathway.
CUUACCGGGACCCGGGCCUGGAGGAAGCCGCAGGGCCUCGGGUUGGGAGACUAGCGGCCUCCCUCGCCCUACCCAUCGCCUCAUUUUCUAAUCAAACGGGGCCCACUCCACCCCCUUACCUAGCGAAGCUCACCUGCACCCCACUUCUUUCCCUCCUGGAAGCCCCGGCAUUGCUAGAAAUCAACCAGCAAGCAUUUGUUAGGCACCUACUGGUAUCAAGUACUAGGCUAGACCAAAAAUGAAGCAGCUCUCGACCCAAAGGAAGUUAACGUGCUACAGCAAGGACACAUUUUGUAUAUAUACUGUAUACAGUAUAUGUAUUUUAUAUAAUGUGUGUGUAUGAAAUAAAUACAAGGAAGUUUUUUGAGAAAAGGAACAAUUAAGAGUGUGGGAAUUAAGAAAAGCUUCACGGAGGAAGUGGCUUUUGAUUCUAAGAGGCCAUUUGAAGAACAAGGGCAACGUUCUAAGCUUGGGGGGUGCAUAAUGCCAGAGACCAGGUGUAGUGUAGUGUGUGAGGAGCAGCCCAAGUUAGACUGAAAAGUGUGUGAUGGGGAGUAAUGUCUAAUAAAGCUAGAAAGGUGACUUUCUAGCUAACUUUUCACAGUAUCUACUUUUAUCACAAUCUUUGGGCCAGAUUGGGAAAGACUUUAAUGCUAAAGAAAUUUUUUAUUUGGUCCUUGAAAUAAUAAGAGAGCCACUGAAGUAUAUUGAGUUUAUGAGUAAUAUGGUCAGACGUGGGCUUUAAGAACAUCACUUUGGCAGCUGUGUUGGCGUUUGGAUUGGAGAAGGGAGAGAUUGGAGUCAGGGAAGACUGUUGUAAUAGUUCAGGUGAGAGGUGAUAAGGGCCUUAACCAGUGUAACCUGAGUCUUAUGGAGUCCAUGUAUAAGUGGGAAGAAGGGAAUGUUCAAAAGAGUUACGUAGGUAGGAAGAUGUUGUGGAGAUAGAUUAGCAAACUGGGUUAGAUGGGAAGAAGAGUCAAAGAUGAUGGAGGUUGUGAAACUGAGUGACUAGAAGGAUUAUGGUGCCCUCAGCAGUAUUAGACACCAUGACGACCAUGGAUGAUAAGCUGCUCGGGGAGAAGCUGCAGUACUACUACAGCAGCAGUGAGGAUGAAGACAGUGAGAGGGAGGACAAGAAUAAAGACACUGCAUUAGGUGACUCUGUUCCUGGAGACACUGAGCUGGCCAGGGAUGGCAUCACAGUUAACACAGGUCCAAAAGGUGUCAUCAAUGACUGGCGCAGAUUUAAGCAGCUGGAGACAGAACAGAGAGAAGAGCAGUGUAGAGAAAUGGAAAGGCUCAUCAAGAAGUUGUCCAUGACUUGUAGGUCUCAUUUGGAUGAAGAGGAUGACAAACAGAAACAGAAAGAUCUUCAAGAGAAAAUCAAUGGGAAGAUGACUUUGAAGGAGUAUGGCAUGAUGAAUGAGGAGCAGGAUGAUGAAGAGUUUUUACAACAAUAUAGGAAGCAACGAAUGGAUGAGAUGAGGCAGCAGCUACAUAGUGGGCACCACCAGUUCAGGCAGGUAUUUGACAUCACCAGUGGGGAAGCAUUUUUGGACACAGUUGAUAAAGAACAGAAAAACACACUCAUAGUGAUUCACAUUUAUGAAGAUGACAUCCCUGGGGCAGAAGCAAUGAAUGGCUGUAUGAUCUGCCUUGCUGCUGAGUACACCUCUGUCAAAUUCUGCAGAGUGAAGAGCUCCCUCAUUGGAGCCAGCUCCCGGUUCACCAAUAAUGCUCUUCCUGCAUUGCUGAUUUAUAAGGGAGGAGAAUUAAUUGGUAAUUUUGUCCGAGUCACUGACCAGCUUGGAGAAGAUUUCUUUGCUGUAGACCUGGAAGCAUUUUUACAAGAGUGUGGUUUGCUCCCAGAAAAAGAAAUGGUUCUGCUGACAUCAAUCCAUAACCCAGCUGCAGGUUUCAGUGAGGAUAGUGAUCUGGAAAUAGAUUGAAGUGGUAGGAAGAGGGACUACUAGUGUAGGGGUGAAUAAGUACAAGUAGGGGGCUUGUCUUCUGAGGCACAUGGCUAUAUGCUUAUUUUUGUUCCUUCCUGUGCACUUUGGCUUUUUGCCUAUUCUUUGUAAACUCCUUUAUUAUAUGUAAAAUUAAAGGUUCUUAACAUUUCUUAGAUUAAAUCAAUAAAAU